AUGGCUCAGACCAUCGCCGACGUAACUGCCACUGUCAAGGCUGCACUAUCCAAGCUUUCGCCCACCGACGAUAUCCCAGAUUCAGCACGGUUCGAGCUUCUCGAUGUGCUGGAUCAAUUGCGUGCCGCCAUUGAACCCCCUAUCCAGACAGUGCUGAAUAUCUGCUGGGCACACCAUCCCCUAGUUGCAAUCCGCACUGCUAUUGGAAUGGGAGUCUUUGAUGCAUUUGUCGCUUCCGGCGGCGCUGAAUUGUCGCUUGAGCAGUUAAAUGAAAAGACCAAAGGCGACAAGGACCUUCUUGCCAGAAUCAUGCGCCUCCUCGUCGCUAAUCGCCUGUUCACUGAAACUGGUGUUGACAAAUACCAACCCCAGCCUUUGGCUUUGGCGUUCGCAACAGGCGCUCCGCCUAGUGAGGUCAUUAAAAAUUUCCAUGUUAACUUCCGUGCCUCCGCAUUCACCCAUGACUUCCUCGAAGCCCGAGGAUACCGUAGCCCAGAUGACGCCUACGACACGCCCUUCCAGCUGGCGUACGGGACCAAGCUGCACCACUUCGAGUGGCUCGCACAGGACCCAGCCGAGCAGCACGCUUUCAAUACAGUUAUGGAGACCAGCAAUCGAGCAGUCGAGGGCGCUCAGUGGUAUGACUUUUACCCAUGGCAAGAGCGGUUGUCACUAGCCACCGGUGACAAGGCGCAGGAAAGUCGCGUACUCCUAGUCGACAUUGGUGGCGGCAAGGGUCACGACCUGCAAGCCUUCAAGCAGAAGAAGAGCCCUGCUGGCCGCCUGGUCCUGCAGGACCUCCCCGAGGUUAUUCGGGACAUUAAGGGUCCACUUGCCGAGGGUGUUGAGGCUGUGAGCUACAGCAUGUUCGAUGUGCAGCCUGUGCGUGGCGCCAAGGCGUACUAUAUGCGGACGGUCCUGCAUGACUGGCCGGAUAAGCAGGCUCUGCAAGCCCUCCAUCGGGUUCGGGAAGCAAUGGCUGAUGAUUCGGUGCUGCUGAUUAAUGAGAAUACCAUUCCUGAAACAGGAGCACCCAAGUUCAAUGCAAGCGUCGAUCUUAUUAUGAUGAACAUGUUCUCUUCGCUGGAGCGCACGGAUAAGCAGUGGUUGAGCCUUUUGGAGCGUGCCGGAUUCAAGGUUGUCAAGGUGUGGCGGUCGGAUGAUCAAGGAACGGGGUCAAAUGCUUUGUUUGAGGCUGUUCGCGUUUAG
Messenger RNA from Aspergillus welwitschiae, 1209 nucleotides. RefSeq names its product S-adenosyl-L-methionine-dependent methyltransferase. The transcript has 4 exons. NCBI's taxonomy places the organism in Eukaryota, Fungi, Ascomycota, Eurotiomycetes, Eurotiales, Aspergillaceae. Bases 1 to 1209 code for a protein of 402 amino acids. Gene Ontology annotation, molecular function: O-methyltransferase activity. The record is from RefSeq and is a predicted model, not a curated record.